CGUUACUAUCUUUGGUUUUAGACAGAUUUUUACUCAAAACAUUGCCUUUCUUUAGAAACAGGGAACGAUUACUUUUUUUUUAUUAAAGAUAUCUGAAAGGUGGAACCGAUUUCUACGGACUUUUCUUGGUAAUUCUAGUUAAUUUCGAACUAGCUAUAGAUAUUGGUGUUCUUUUGGUUUUUGGUUUGCCAUUGCAAAAAUGAAGAAUAAAUACACUCCUGUUUCAGACUCUGACGAGUCUUUCAAAACACUCAUUGAUGAAAAGGUAGACACCCAUUCUUCAGAUGGUACGCCUCCUCCGUAUUCAGCUUCAAACAAAUUUAUCGAUUUAGAAAUGGCUGACGGAUCCGCUCAGAAUUCCGCCGAAUUAUCCGGAAAUAAUAUUAGGUCUGACCCUUCGCCAAAUAAACAGCGGUGGAAAACACCUGUCAUAGGAACAGUGACCAUUAUAACUAUUAUAUAUAAUAUUGUAUUUAUAGCCAUAGUUUUUGGUUACAAGGUUUCUCCGUAUUCGAAAACUUUUUACGGGCUUGCUGGCAGCUCUAUUGGAUCUAUUUGUACUUCUCUCCUUGCAAUUCUUUAUAUCUAUCCCGAAUGGUACAGGCAAGCUGGGAUCAAUAUGUGUGUCGCAGUAAUAUGUACGGCUUCUCUGAAUGUCGCUGGCUUCGUCGUCUAUUUUAAUGUAAAGAAAAUAAUAGGAUUUGAAAAGAUGAACGAUAUUGCUUUCUAUGGUGUCUGCAUUGUUAACGCUGCCGUGUUUGUUUUAUUUUGGAGAUAUCCAGAUGCGCGACAACUUCGAGUAUUCAUUGCUGAUUUAGGAAACGGCAUGCUAAACAGCAUAAAAAAUGCUGCGGAUUAUGUUCGACCGACAGAUCCAGAAAAUGAAGCACCUCGUAACGAGGAAAUCGAGCUUCAACCUUUUGCUGGGCAAAGCGCUGAAGUUUGAGUUUUAACGAAUCUUUUCCAUCCCUCCUAUAAAUCACAUUUUCCUUCGAAGUAUCCAUAUCAAUUGCAAUCCCCCAAGUUCCUGCAUUCUUGUCCGCAAAAAUAAGCAUCAGCUUCAUAUGACAACUUGAUUGCUUUUCACGUUCACUCUUUUAGGAUCUAAGAAUUCGUCUCGUAAUCGUGUUAUUUAUGAAUCGUUCAUUUUCUUUAUGAAUUAAACGCCCUUGUUAAUGGUUAUUUAAUUGUUCUUACGGAAUUUUCGUCGUAGUUCAUUAUUGCUCAUAACAAUAUUGCGUCGUGUAUUUGCCUGUCAUUCAGAAAAGGUAGAGAUGAAAGUGAAAGAUAAUUUCCGUCCAUGCUUCUUUCUUUUCAAAAUGAUCUUCGACAAGAUACUAUGUGAUUAUUUCCACUCUAGUAGUGAAUAUUUUGCUUCUCUAGCCUUAUGACUUGUUUUUACCAUUAAACAGUGUUCUUUCUUUGUCAGAACUUGACAAUUUCCCUUGUUUACAAUUCACAUAGAAUGACUCUUAUUGUAUUGCCAUAUGGUACAUCGCCUGAAAAAGUGAAAUACUAAAAACACAUUUACAACGUUAUGUAACCAAGCUCCUACAUGGCAAUAAAGCCCUUCAUACUCAUAAUAAUGUACUCUUUAUAAAACUACUCUUUCGAUAAUUUUUAUACACAACAUCAUUCAUUCGUAAACUACUUUCUCACAUGCUGGCAAUUUCCAAUCUUUAUACAUACUAAUUCUAC
Molecule: messenger RNA, 1698 nt
Organism: Schizosaccharomyces octosporus yFS286
Lineage: Eukaryota; Fungi; Ascomycota; Schizosaccharomycetes; Schizosaccharomycetales; Schizosaccharomycetaceae
Exons: 5
Coding region: 200-946 (248 amino acids)
Source: RefSeq, a predicted model, not a curated record